UGACAAUAUAGGGCGACAUUUAAAAAGCAAUAGGUUCAUUAGCCUAUAAUAUUUAUUUUUUUAAUUAGACGCUAGAAUAACCAAAACUGUCAGUUGACGUCUGACGUGGUUUUGUUUGUAUGCUGACCGGAAGUGGGAUUGCUGCAAAGUGAUUUGAUAGACAUAUUGAUACUAGUUCGAUACAAGUUGUGCCAGCGUUGCUUCACUCUACACACAGGAUUCAAGCAGAAUUUAGCAAAAAAAGUAUAGCGAAUAAAAGCUAUUCAGGCUAAUGGUAACGUUGUUGCCUAGCAAUAUCUACUAACGGUAUAUCCAGCAAUGCUCUCACGGCUAGUUAAAGCUAACGUUGGUGGAAACAGACUGCUUUAACAUCCAUUUAUCUGUGUCUGUAGUAUAGUAGUCGUCCUGUCCUACCCUGUGUGAGGUAUGGAUGCUACUCAGAGGAUCUGUGACUCAAUAUUGGAGUCAGAUGAGGAGGAUCAUGAAGAUGAGAGUGAAAACAAGAGGGGACGACCAUUGGCUAAACUGUGUAUCUUAAAAAAUAAACACAUACCUGAGACAGAGGUUCCCCUCUUUUUGGGAGAAAACGCCCUGGGCCGUGACCCCAACUCCUGCACCGUGCCCCUGAUAGCACCCUCAAUUUCAAAGCAGCACGCCACCAUCUGCCUCUCAGUCUACAGGAAAAGAGGACGUCACAGUGAAGUGGACAUAGAGGCUUUGGUUUGGGACCAAGGGAGCAUGAAUGGGACCCGCAAGGGCCAAAUGAAGCUGACACCUAACGUACGCUAUGCCCUCAGUGAACGUGACAGCUUGGUGGUGGCAGACAUCCCAUGUCAGUAUGUAAUCUGUGCUGAAAAUGCCGCUUCCUCCCAAGGGGACGCGAGAACUCCUGUGAGCAGACAUUCAGGGGUAAAGGCCACGCUGCUACAUGCCACAAGCACAGGCGGCAAGAAAUAUGUCAACGGUGGUACAGGAGCUAGGGUGUCAUUACCUGAUCAGGGGGACACCAUGAAGACCCCUGGCGUAACCACUGUCUUGUCCUUUGAGCAAACCCCAACCUACCCAGAAGAGAGCCUGGUCUCAGAGUCUGACUCGGACUCAGACGGAGAAAGAGGGGAAAGAAGGCGCAAAGCAAUGGUGUCCCAUUCUGACUCCCAUACAUCCAGUCCCAGAUGUUCAACAUUCCUGAGUCCCACAAACAAAACCGUCCCUGAAAGUGAGGAUGAAAGUACCAUCACACCGUCCUCCUCCACUAAAAAUAGGCCUCACAGACAUGUCAGCUUCAGCCUCGAGGAGACAGACAUGGAUGCGGGGCGACAGCAGCUGAAUAACAUAAAGACAGUUGAGAUUGUGGACGAUAGUGCAGAGGAGGAACACAGGGAGGAAGAAAGAACAGCACUGGGAGGGACACAGUCUGAAGAAAGUGAACAACAUGUGCCAGUGAAAACGGGAAGCAAUGUCAGUCUUACAGGAGAAGAUGAAUUGCCUGAAUUCACACCAUCAGUCUUCACAGAUCCGAACCCUGUGUUUGACAUGGACAGUGACACUGAUGAGGAGGAGGGCGCAUGUCCUGUGACCUUGGCUACAAACCAACAAGCUGAUCAGCCCCCAGACUCAGCCCAGUUUCACAUGGACAGUGAUACAGAUGUGGAUGAGGACGAUGAUGCCUUAGACCAAGUUCCCAAAAGUUUGCCUUCCUCUGCUGACCACAACAAACCUCAUGUGAUUUCAGUUAUUCAGCCAGAAGGCGUCACUAUGGACAGUGACACUGAUGUGGAUGAUGAUGCGAUGUCAGACGCUGCAACAAAUGCAAAACCCCCAUCACUUCAGAGCACACAAACAGCUGACUCUGCUUUUUCAACACAGGUGGAAAAUGUCCACCUAGACAGUGACACAGAUGUUGAUGAAGAAGAAGAAAUGGAACAUGGAACAAAUAAUAAAUACCCUGAAAUAGAUGAAACUCCCACUAGAUUAGAUAUUAGGCCUGAAUCUAUCCCCGCUGCGCCUGACAGCCUGCAACUAGACAGCGAUACAGACGAUGAAGCUAUUCCUGCACCAGCACUCGGUGAACCCUCUUCUCUCCCAGAAUCAUGCACCACUGCACAACCAGGAGCAGAUUUGGAUAUUUUGUCCGACAGCGACUCAGAUGUGGAAGAGGAUUCUCCUCUGUUCAUAGCUCUUGUUGUCUCAGACAUAUCAGUAGAUCCUGGUACAACGUCAGAUGAGGCAGACCCAGGUGUUGAUGAAUCCGUCGUGCCACCUGCUGGGGACGCAGCUGACCUUAAAGAGGACAGUGACACAGAGGUGGAGGAUGCAGCUUGCCUGCAGAGAGAGAUCGCCCCUGGGCUGCUGGCUCCUCUAAAGCAGAACUGCUCCACACCUGUACCCCUAACAGAGGGAGGACUGGAAGAUAUGGACACACAGGCUUUCUUCAUUCCCUCUGCGGUUCCAUGUAGAUGUGCCGUAGCCCCUGCUGGAAGACGUAUGGUAUUGUCUGCCAACUCAGAGAGUCAGGAGGAUGAGGACUUUGUCGUGGCCGAGACGCAGUCCUUUGUUCUUCAGACCAGAGAGCGUCAGGGAACCCCUCCACAGGACCCCGAACAGGCUUUUUCCCUGGAGUCUUCUGGUGAUGAGAGAGGAGAGCAGUCCAGCAGUGAAGGGUCUUUCCAGCUCGGACUGUCAGACAGCAGACAUCUGCAGGGUCAGGCUCUAGCUAUGGAGAACACUCAAACUUUUGUGGGCGGGGAUGUGAGUGUGAGUAUGGAAGACACCCAGGCAUAUGCAGCCGUCUCAAAUGCUGACAGAACCUCCUUGGAGAAUGAUCAGAAUCUGGAGGCUACACAGGACUAUGGAAAGGAAGCAGAGCCUGCCAGAUGUUCAGAAACGUCUGUAAAAGAGAGUCAGGUGGAUUUUGACCUCAAAGACACACAGGAAUUUAUUACAAUGCCAGACAGCGAUUCAGAGGAUGACACUGAUGAUGAUGAUGAGUCAAGAAACACUGCUACUGCUGCCACUCAGGCUUUCAAUGUGCCCACGUCUUCUACUCUCGCAAUGGCUGAAACCCAACUAAUGCCUGUCUUUGAGGAAGACGAGAGUUCAGAUGAAGAACAUCUAUUUUCCUCUGUACUACAGGUUAAGCGAGAAGAAGAUGGAGAGGCAGAUCAACCUCAGAAGAAGCAUCACAGUGAAGCUCUGUCUGUAGCUGAAACUCAGCCCAUGCAUAUAAGUGAGGAUGAGGAAAGUGAUGAGGAAGACUUGAUUUCAGGGCCACGAAAAAGAAAGGCAAAGCCGCUGCAGCUUGACGAGGAGCAGACACAAACGCUCUCAAACUCUGAGUUAUCUCUUGAAACCCAGCCUAUGCACAUGGGUGUUUCUGAAACCCAGCCCAUGCAUACAAGUGAGGAUGAGGAAAGUGAUGAUGAAGACUCGAUGCCAGGUCCACGCAAAAGAAAAGCGAAGCCACUGCAGCUUGACGAGGAGCAGACACAAACGCUCUCAAACUCUGAGCUCUCUGCUGUCCAAACCCAGCCCAUGGUUGCUGGAGAAGAUGAAGAAAUUGAUGAUGAGGAGGAGGACUCAAUUCUGCGUCCACGAAAACGAAAAGCGAAGCCGCUGCAAAUUCAAGAAGAGGGAACGCAACCGCUCACAAGUUCAGAGGAAAGGGAAGAUCAGUCGGAGAGGGAGAGAAAGGAGAAGGAAGAACAAGAGAGAUUAGAGAGUGAAAAGACAGAAAGGGAAGAGAUGGAAAGAUUAGAGAGAGAAGCUAAUGAAAGAGUGGAAAAGGAGGAACAAGAGACAUUAAAGUGUGAGAGAGAGAGAAUAGAAAAGGCAGAAGAGAUGGAAAGAUUGGAGAGAGAGAGAAUAGAAAAGGCAGAAGAGAUGGAAAGAUUGGAGAGAGAGAGAAUAGAAAGGGAAGAAGAGAUGGAAAGAUUGGAGAAGGAGAGAAUAGAAAUGGAAAGAAAGGAGAAGGAAGAAAGAGAGAAAUUGGAGGUAGCGAAAAGGGAACUAGGAGAGAGACUUAAGAGGAUUGAACAGGAACACCAGGCAAAACUGGAGAGGGAAGCAAAGGAAAAGGAAGAAGGAGACGGGUUGGAAGAGGAAGAAGAAAAGCGGGAAAGAAAAAAAGUCAAAACCCCAGAGAGAAGCCGAAGAGCCACCAGAGCAACGACUGCUGCCCCGCCGCUUUCAGCAGAAGCAGAAGCAGACUCCAUAUCAGCCAAUGACGACGUCCCAGCCAGGAGAACCAGGUCUCGCUCCAACUCUUCCAACUCCGUCAGCUCAGAGAGGUCCGCUUCAAGUGUGAGCACCCUGGGGGGCCAGGGGAGAGGCCGGGGGGCCAAGAGGGGCAGCAGUGCACCCCCCCCAGCAGCCAGCACCAGAGGUACCAACAGGAGGAGGAGGAACACGGCGUCAACACAACAGGACACGAAUGAUGCUCCUCCUCCUCCUCUUCCUCCUCCUCCUCCUCCAGGAACUCAGUCCAGGUCCAAGGUGUCCAGCUGCAGCGUGAGCUCUCAGAGCAGAGGAGGAAGAGGAGGAGGCAGGCAGCGAGGAAGAGGAAGAAAAACUGAGCCCAUCCCUGCUAUCAAUAUUCAGAGUGAACAAAUAGUGGAUCCCACACCUGCAGCGAGAGGCAGGAAGAGCAGGAGAGGAGAGCAGCUUCCCCAGGAGGACGAAACUGAGAAGGCAGACCCUCAGCAGGCCCCUACCACAAGAGGGCGACGGAGAGCUAAUGUCUCAGAGCCUAAUGCUGCAGAAAAGCAAGACAACUCAAGUCAGGAGUGUGCCAGUGGAGAAUCACCUCUGCCUAAAAGGACUGUGAGGGGAAGAGCGGUAAAGAGUGAGACUGUGGAGGCACCAGUAGCUCCUGCAGUCAGUGAGGGAGAUAAAGAGGUGGGAAAAGGGAGGAAAAGGGACAUGGAGGAGGCAAAUACAGAAGAGGCCUCCAGCAGUAGCCACAAAGUGUUCCAAGGGAAGCAGAAAGCCCACACGCCAGAGGAAGCAGGUGAAACAAACGAUGAGACUCCAGUGCCAGCUAAGAGAAGAGGUAGAGCAUCCACCGCUCAAGCAAACAAGAUCGCAGGUGUCUCCUCCGCUAAAGUGGAAGGAAGUGAAGAGAGUGAGACAAUAGAGGAGGUACCUGUUAAGAAGAGAGGCAGAGGGCGGCCAUCAGUGGCUCAGAAAAAGAUGAAGGAGGAGCAGGAAGAAAGUGGGUUAUCUGUCGACCAUGUGGAGGCAUCAAAGCCCCAGACUCCCACCAGCGCUGCAUCCCGGAAGCGACAGGCUCUUGCCGACUCGUCACCUGUGGCAAAGACCCCUCGCUCCUCCUCUGCUUCCCCCGGUGGUCGAUUACGAUCUGUCAGCCAUGCCUAUAAGGUGCUGUUCACCGGCGUGGUGGAUGAAGAAGGAGAGAGGGUGUUGGCUCGUCUGGGAGGCCGCUUGGCCAAAGGCGUGGCCGACAUGAACUGUCUGGUGACGGACAAGGUGCGCAGGACCGUCAAGUUCCUGUGUGCCGUGGCUAAAGGAGUCCCCAUCGUCACCACACACUGGCUGGAUAAGAGUUGCAAGGCCGGGAGCUUCCUGUCUCCGAACACAUUUGCUGUGGAGGAUCCGGAGCAGGAGAAUAAGUUUAGUUUCUGCCUGCAGGAGUCUCUGAGGAUCGCCAGCAGUCAGCCUCUCUUACAGGGUUAUCACAUCCACGUUACGGCGUCAGUGAAACCAGAGCCAGUCCAAAUGAAGGACAUCAUCUUAUGCAGUGGAGCCACCCUCCUACCUAAGAUGCCCUCUUCUCCGAAGCCGCAGACUUUCGUGAUUUCCUGCGCGGAGGACCUGUCUCUGUGCGGCCCGGCGCUCUCUGCAUCUCUUCCAGUCGUCACUGCUGAGUUCCUCCUCACUGGGAUCCUUCAGCAGAGACUUGACCUUCAGACCCACAGACUCUCAGCCCCUGCACAUUCCCUUCAGCCGGCAGGAGGCAGGGGCAGGGGCAGGAAGAAGACUUAGUGAAUAAAAAAACACCAUGUAGGAAAUCAUUACUCGUAGAUUCCCUUUCAAAUGAGAGGCCGUAGAAACACUGUGUGUCUAUACAAAGGACUUGAAUGUAUUGUAACAAAAUGUUGAAACAUUCUUUUACAAUUGAAGCUUUCUAUUUUUGUGAGACAGCGAUUAAAGUAACUUAAUUAUUGUCUGUAGUGUUUCCCAUUUUCAUGUUUAAAAUAUAUGUGGAAACAAUUUAGAUUUUAAACUUGCCAUGAUGUUGCUGCUAUGUAAGGUGGGAAAUAAUAACCCAUCAGCCGUUCUUAUCACGUUCCCCAUCUCUCAUCUGUUCUUGCUCCUCCCCUUUCUUGGUACGAAGAUAGCAAGCAUAUUGUCACUACUCUCUUUACCUGCUAAGUGCUUCAGCAGCUCAAUCAGCCGGUUUGGCAGGUAACCGCAACGAAGCAGGAGAUUUAUAAUCAUGUUUGGGUGGGGGGCUAGUGGAAGCGAUGGGGGUCAGAAAAAGGCUUGUUUCCUGUCCUGAUGAGAAGUGCAUAGUGCCUUUUUUAUACCGAGCUAAUCAUGAACUUACCAGUGAGUCUGCAGUAACCAUCACCAGCUACUCCAUUAAGGCUUCAAUCAAUCCCAUUACCUCCAGCCAUGGGACGCGAUUUAUAGGCACCUGCAUGCUGUUGCUGCUUCUACAUCAAUAUCUUAUGGAGAUACGUGUAUACAGAACACUUCUGUCACACUAAUAAACUAAUUAAUAUUGAAACAUGUUUGUAUGUCAGUAUUACCAAUGAAAACAUUAAAUAUUUUUUGUAUAGUGACUUUAUACGUAA
Messenger RNA from Gymnodraco acuticeps, 6815 nucleotides. It is a transcript of the gene mdc1, whose product is annotated as mediator of DNA damage checkpoint 1. Gene Ontology annotation, cellular component: nucleus. The record is from RefSeq and is a predicted model, not a curated record. Lineage: Eukaryota; Metazoa; Chordata; Actinopteri; Perciformes; Bathydraconidae. Gene Ontology annotation, biological process: positive regulation of transcription initiation by RNA polymerase II. Gene Ontology annotation, molecular function: protein binding.